Messenger RNA from Priapulus caudatus, 2433 nucleotides. Its product is annotated as COP9 signalosome complex subunit 1-like. The record is from RefSeq and is a predicted model, not a curated record. Bases 114 to 1568 code for a protein of 484 amino acids. Lineage: Eukaryota; Metazoa; Priapulida; Priapulimorpha; Priapulimorphida; Priapulidae. Gene Ontology annotation, molecular function: protein binding. The transcript is spliced from 12 exons. Gene Ontology annotation, cellular component: COP9 signalosome.
AUGACCAUUGAAAAAUAUGUGCUAUUGUACUGAUAUCAUAUGAAUGUUUGUUUUAUUAUUAACUGGCUGUUGUUACAUUCUCGAAACGGGUAGGAUUUUGAUUUAGGAUCACAAUGCCACUUGCACUGCAAUUGUUCCAGAGCCCUCUAGAACCCAUGCAAGUAGAUGCAGCUCCAGAGGAGAACGAUAAUGUGGAACCUGAACCAUAUAUUGUUGAAAACACCACUCUGGACCUUGAGAUAUAUGCUGUAAGUUAUACUGGGCUAGCUAAACUAAAUCGCCUAAUGUAUAUUGCUGAUCAUUGUCCGCCGCUGAGACUGGAGGCUCUCCGUAUGGCAUUGCAACAUGUCCAAACAACAUACAAUACAACCAUAUAUCAGCAGAUGCAUAGGAAACUGCAGGAAGCCAGUGCAGCUGCACUGCCCGAUGUAGCGGGAGGGGCAGUCCAAUAUACCCCUCCUUCUCAGGAGUGGAUUGAUCAGACGUCUAAGAAGGCAGCCCUUAAGUUGGAGAAACUUGACACAGAUUUGAAAAACUACAAAAGCAACUCGAUCAAGGAGAGCAUAAGAAGAGGUCAUGAUGACCUAGGAGAUCACUACUUAGACUGCGGUGACCUGAGCAAUGCACUGAAAUGCUACUCACGUGCUAGGGACUACUGUACUAGUCCAAAGCACGUAAUCAACAUGUGUCUAAAUGUGAUCAAGGUGAGUGUUUAUCUGCAGAACUGGUCACACGUGCUCACCUAUGUCAAUAAGGCAGAAGCUACACCUGAGGUCACUGAUGGAACACAGCAUGUGACUGCCGGUAAGGACAGUACACCAGUGAUGACAAAGUUGAAAUGCGCAGCUGGACUUGCGGAACUGGCCACGGGAAAGUACAAAUCUGCUGCAAAGUACUUUCUGCAGGCUAACUUUGACCACUGUGAUUUUACAGAGUUACUCUCCCCGAGCAAUGUGGCCAUGUAUGGAGGACUGUGUGCGCUGGCGUCGUUUGAUCGACAUGAAUUGCAAAAGAACGUCAUCUCCAGCAGUUCCUUCAAGCUGUUUCUGGAGCUAGAGCCACAGCUUAGGGACAUUCUCUACAUGUUCUACGAGUCGAAGUAUGCAUUCUGUCUGAAGCUACUCACCGAGGUCAAUGACAAUCUUAGACUGGACAUGUACCUCGCACAUCACGUCAACACUCUGUAUACCCAGAUCAGGAAUCGAGCGCUCAUACAGUAUUUUAGUCCUUACCUCUCCGCCGACAUGAACAAGAUGGCGACUGCGUUCAAUACGUCGCUACCAGCGCUGGAGGAUGAACUGAUGCAGUUGAUUCUAGAUGGACAGAUCCAGGCACGCAUCGACUCUCACAACAAGAUUCUGUAUGCAAAGGACACGGACCAGCGUAGCACUACGUUUGAGAGGUCACUUGCAAUGGGCAAGGCCUACCAGCGAAGAACCAAGGCAUUGGUCUUGCGCUCAGCGAUGUUAAAGAACCAAAUCCAGGUGAAGAGUCCUGCCCGAGAGGGUGGCCAGGGAGGAGAAAUGAGCCUCACACCAGGAAGCGGGACGUCCUCUAGCAGAAACUAAUGCAAUGCAGCAAGACGAUUCAUCGUUUAGAACAUGGGAGUGUAUGGAACAGGGCUGCAUGUGCAUAUUUAUUAACCAUGUUCUCAGUGCCUGCGGGAGCUCGCACGAGAUCGUUCGUAACAUCACGCUGUGUGUGCCCCGUGGAUGGAGGCAUUUGCUGUUUGUCUCCCCAUACUGCAUAAGAUUAUUGACGUUACCCCCAGUUUAACAGUCGGUAGUGAAAAGGUAACUAAAGGUGGCUUUCCUUUGUGGGGAAAUUGUGACUUCAGAGUAAAUUUACAGCUUCAUGGAUAUCAUUUGGUCUAUUAUGCCAGUAUGGUACUUUGUCAUAUAAUAUUAAAUAAUUUAAUAAUAUGCGAUACCAGUGGUUUAUAAAGUUGCCUUUGUUGUUUUGAGAGCCUCUCGCAUGCAUAACAUACCAAACAUGAUCAGUUGGGGUGUUCAACUACCUUGAAAAGUUGCGAUGCGUUUUAUAUAAUCGUUAUAUUUUCGUGUUUACAUAUUAAUCAUGGCCAGUCGGAAUGAGCAUCAAAUACUGGACGUGCCAUCUAUUACACGAGUUAAAGAUGUUAACCAACUAGCUUUGCCUUGCAUUGAACGAAAUACUUCAACUGAUCUGCUGCUCUCCUAGUGACCGUGAUAGUAAUAAGUUAAUUGCCGACCUUUUGUUUAUUCAGUUUGUAUCUGAGGCUAUUGUUCUGCUAAAAAUGUGCUGGUUAUCCAAUUAAAAAUUGUUUCGAGAAAGAUGGCUUCGCAACACUGGUAUACUGGCAUAAAACGUAUAUUGCAAGAGAAAUGGUGUUAUACGCAAUUACUCAAGAAGUUCUUUAGGAUAAUAUAACUUUUAUUACAAACAUCACUGGGA